AUGUCAACUCCAACUUCAACAACAACGAACCCCGAAUACAAGUUGGGCGGCACCAAGCCUGAUAGACCAUUCACCAUCAUAACUGGACAUAGUGGUCGGUACUAUCUCACCGAAAAUGACGAGUCAUUCUCACAAUGCGAUACAUCUCUCCUCAUUCCCUCCAGUCAAAAUGCCACCCCCGCUGCCGCUGCCACUUCCAGUACUGGGGUUGACCAAAUUGAGAAGAGGGUCAUUCGAGCAAGAUCCGACGACUUGCCUGAACUAUGGUACGUCAAUGAUCGAGAUGAUCAAACGUAUAAGAUGGGGUUCUACGUAUCUGUUCAGACCGACCGGGCAAAUGGUGGUGCAAUUUACGGGUGUAGAGUCCAUGGUCAAUCGUCUAUUGAUCAAGUUGAUCAACUGCGAUUGGAACGAGAAGAGUGGAUCAAUGAAAUGAGUAUUCCGGAGAUCAAGGACAAUACCAAGGUUGAGAAGGAUAUGAUGUCGAUGAUGAGAAGUAAAUUAGGGUUGAUGUGGGAUUAUACAAUUAUGCCUGAAAUAACUUCCAGGAAUUACUAUCUCCUUCAAGAUUCUCAAACUCAAUCUUCUGUGCUUGAUAAAUACGAGGUUGAUGAUACCUCACAAACAAGUAAUGGUGCGGUCAUCAACAGAUCAAAUGAUAAGUACGAAACCACUUUUACAGAACAUGCAAAUGGUAAUUUAGAUAUCACCACGACCUUUAACUUCGAUUCCGACUACAAACCAUCAAAUACAGGGGAGAUGAAAAUCAAGACUCGAUCUACGAAGGAUGAUAUAUCAAUGGCGAGAAGUAGAGAUGAAUGGAUCAACAAAGUAUACAACAGGGGUAACGUCGAGACUGAUACUGUUACUGAUCGCUCUGUCUCUGUCGAAAAACAAAUCAGCUCACUUGCUGAUGACACUGACGAUCCGAGAUUGAAAGAUCAUCUGAUCCAAAGAAGUAAAAGCGCUUUAGGUCAUUUACACGAUUUGAAAUAUUAUCAAGCUCGUCAAUAA
This is a messenger RNA of Kwoniella mangroviensis CBS 8507, 1014 nucleotides long. RefSeq lists its product as uncharacterized. The transcript is spliced from 4 exons. The record is from RefSeq and is a predicted model, not a curated record. NCBI's taxonomy places the organism in Eukaryota, Fungi, Basidiomycota, Tremellomycetes, Tremellales, Cryptococcaceae. The coding region runs from base 1 to 1014 and encodes 337 amino acids.